Pygocentrus nattereri (red-bellied piranha) is the source of this 5516-nucleotide messenger RNA. It is a transcript of the gene lpar3, whose product is annotated as lysophosphatidic acid receptor 3. Gene Ontology annotation, cellular component: membrane. The record is from RefSeq and is a predicted model, not a curated record. The transcript is spliced from 3 exons. NCBI's taxonomy places the organism in Eukaryota, Metazoa, Chordata, Actinopteri, Characiformes, Serrasalmidae. Gene Ontology annotation, biological process: G protein-coupled receptor signaling pathway. Bases 173 to 1243 code for a protein of 356 amino acids. Gene Ontology annotation, molecular function: lysophosphatidic acid receptor activity.
CCAGCCCCUAAGCUACACUAGCUCACGUCCUUCAGCUCGGUGAGGAAAGCCGGCGAAGCCUGGCGAUGGAAACUGUGUGGAGCGCCCUGUGUCGACGUUUGUGAAUAAAUGCAGCAAAUCACUUGAAUUCGCUUGAGUGUUUCCUUUCUUCUUGCAGUGUGAUCUGUGCAAGAUGGAUAAUCUGAGCGAAUGCCACAGUAGCAAGUCUAUGGGCUUCUUCUACAACAACAGCAACCAGACAAAUGAUGGCUGGGAGUCCAAACAGCUUAUCGCGGUUCAGAGUGUUGGGUCUAUCUUCUGCUGUUUCAUCCUGGUGUCCAACGCCAUGGUCAUCGCCGCCGUCAUCACAAACAAGAGGUUUCACUACCCGUUCUAUUACCUCCUGGCCAACCUCGCAGCCUCAGACUUUCUUGCUGGAAUCGCAUAUGUGUAUCUCAUGUUCAACACUGGUGAAGUGUCCCGGACUUUGACUGUGCAUAGUUACUUCAUUCGCCAGGGCUUGCUGGACACAAGCCUCUCAGCCUCCCUCACAAAUCUCCUGGUGAUUGCCCUGGAGCGCUACAUUUCAGUCAUGAACUGGAAAGUUCACAGUAACCUCACUAAGCAGCGGGUUACCCUCCUGAUCGUGCUGGUGUGGACCAUCUCCAUAUUUAUGGGGACUGUGCCAAGUCUGGGGUGGAACUGUAUCUGUAAUCUAAAGCAGUGCUCCACACUAGCACCCAUUUUCAGCAGAAGCUACCUGAUCUUCUGGUCGGUGUCCAACCUGGUUAUUUUCCUGAUAAUGGUGUCCAUAUAUUUGAGGAUAUAUCUCUAUGUAAGGAAGAAAACGUCUGUUUUAAAAGCCCACACAAGUGGAUCUAUGAAUCGCAAGAGGACACCAAUCAAGCUCAUUAAAACAGUGAUGACUGUGCUGGGAGCAUUUGUGAUCUGCUGGACACCUGGCCUGGUGGUGCUGCUCCUGGAUGGAUUAGAAUGUAAGAAAUGCAACGUACUGAAGUUCAAGCGCUGGUUGCUUCUUCUGGCCGUCCUCAACUCGGUCAUGAACCCCAUCAUCUACUCCUACAAGGAUGAAGAGAUGUGGACCACCUUUAAGAACCUGAUGCGGUGCGUCUGCAAUGGCACCCGCCGUCAGAGGUCAUCCAGGGCUAACACCCGUACUAACAACUCAAGCCCAGAGACAAGUAAUAGUCUGCGACUGUCAGAAGAGAAAAAGACGUCUACUCAGGAUAUGCUGAAGACUUAAGGACUUUGAUUUGUUGCGUGGUUGCAUAUAAGAGCAUGACUGAUUCUUUAUAUAUAACUUUCCUGAACAUUGUAGCAUGGUCAAUGUAGUACAGUAAUCCUACUGGAUCUUCAGACUGAUGUUUCAUAUUAACAUGAAACUUAUCAUUCAGCCUUGUGGGAUUUGUCUGAAAGUAGAGAUCAGUGCAUUUGUAGGGCUGUCCCGAAUACAGUUUUGGGCUCUGGAGCUUCGGGGGUAAUAAACAGCGAAUAUUCGAUGGGGUGAGCGGGUUUGGGUGCAGAAAAGUCAUUCAGAAAAACCGCAUCCGAAGCUUGCUUUGAAAACACAUCUGCAACUUCAACCACUAUAAAAUCUGAAUCUCCACGCUACUUUCCCCACAGCACAGCUUGACAUAGUUUACCAGGCCCGCCAACCUCUUUCAGCAGUGGGCAUGCACAGGUUAACCAGAGCUUUACGGAGGUGGUCUAACUCGAGGGGGAAUACAUUGCAGCCCUAGUAAAUGUACAGUACGGUGUGGCACUGUUUGUAGCCACCCUGGAAUACAUGCUGUUUAGCACCACGUUAGCAUGAUGUUCACUGCUGUGAGUGAGCAGGAUGCCAGGUGCGUCAGCUGAGAUGGUAUAUAUUUCCACAUAUUAACAGUGCAAUUAAAAAGUAUAAACAUUGUAUAAGUGCUGACAGAAUGUAUUGUGGUGUUGCCAUACGGUGUUGCAAGUAGUUCAGUUUUUUAAAAGAGAGUUAAUGUUUCUGUUGGACUAUUUUAGGCUAAUUCAAACAAGGACUUUUAUGUCAGUUAUAUCCACUGAAUAUGAGUAGAGUGGUGGGUUUUCUGGUUCCCAGAAUAGAGCAGAGGGAUGUUUUUUUGCUAGAAAGGCUGUGUUUCUUCUUGGUUGGUGCUGUUUUCAGCAAAUUAAAAAUAAAGCUGCGUUAUGGACCAUGAUCUUGAGUCAACCAAGUUUCUCCACAGAACCGCGAACACUGUAGAACUUUACAGGUUGCCUUUAUUGAUAGCAUAUAUUUAAAAAAAAAGAAUAUCUGAAUAUCAAAAAUCCCAAUAGACCAAUAUUUGAAUAGUUGAAGAUUUGGGUCCAGCCCUAUGCAUUUCUUUCUGUUUUACCUCAAAUGUUUGUUGUUUUUGUUACUGUAACUAUCAGAUUUAUUUUCACAUUUUAUUGAAUAUUUCUGCAAUAUAAUGCAAGCAUUUUGUGCGUGCCUGUUGAUUGCUUUUAUAUCUGUACAGUACUGAAUUUUGACAGAGUUUUAAAUAUUUUAUAUAGCAAGGCACUUUAAAUCAGUCAAUCCUGGUUUCCCAGAGGAUUAAGUCUAGUCUUGUACUAAAUUGUUGUUAGUCAUCAUUGGAAAUGCUUUUAGUUUUGAGGCCUAAUCUGAGCCUGGGAACCUGGCUCUCUGUAACAUAAUCUGAUCUAUAUGUAUUGUUCUUAUUUUAGCAAAAUAAGUCUAGCACUGUACAUAUAUAUGUGUGUGUGUGUGUGUGUGUGUAAGUAUGUAUGUAUGUACAUUGCUGAGCAAAUCAACUCAGUGUUUAGAACCCAGAACUGUGGUUUUACAAUUGUAUUUUAUUUUAAUAAUUUUCUAUAAUAUAGAUACAAAGUUACAAUCAUUUUCGCAGAUGUUGCCUGAGUUCAGUGAGGGGCCUCCAGGAAAAAGCGAUGCUGUACAAGUUACAGCACAUUGUUGACUUAGUUAGGCCUGAUUUUAAAUGGAUGUAAAGACAGUUCAGAUGAAACUACAGAGCAAACACCAGACAGCCCCUACAGUGCUCUGCUCAGUGGAUCAGAUAAGGAGGAGCCGGACAUGGCAGUUCAGAGGUGAAAAUAUGUUCCAGGAGAAAAGUAUGUUAACUUAUCCUUGUACAAAAAAAAGUAUUCCCACAUUACUAUUGCAAAUACUUAAUAUAUUCAAUCUUUCCAGAAAUGGUUAAAAUAUUAAGGUAUCAUAUAGGAUCGAUUUCCCCAACAGGGAUUAAGUUUAAAACAUCAUUCUGAAUGGAGAUUCUCUAUUGAAAGAAAAAUGCAGUCCAGGAUUAGGCAUAAUUCCCAUAGAGUUAUCUUUUUUGUUUAGUAGAAACUGAUUUAGCUUAUUUCUGCUAGUCUCAUCAAGCCGCAGCCAUUAUGUCAUGCUCUGGCAUCUAGAUUUGUGGUUUCACCACUGCCUAGAGAGAGUGUGAAUUGUUGUGCAAACCGCAUAAAAAUGAAGAAGACAAUUAUUCCUGUUGUGACAUUUCUUUACUAAUAGUGUAUUAGUUAAAAAACACUGGAUUUUGCUGUAAUCUGUCCAGUCUAUGUAGAUGUCCUGCAAAUCAUGUGGACAUUACUGCUAACAAAGGAGACAACAACCCAGAGCAAAAUGAAGCAGGCCUGUUGACUCAUUUGCACACACCACUGUAAACCUGUUUCAUCUCUCUCAUUGUUGGACUGAUCUCAAGCACAUUACUUAUUACCCCACUCUGAAGCAAUACUGAGUGACGCAUCAACACACCUGAUAAUUACAACAGGUACUGUAACCGGCUCAUUCUAAGCAUGCCUUUAAAACCUGCAAUGACACAGUUAAAUAUCUGGUACCUGAUGUAGAGAUAGUUGUGGGAAACCACCUUUAGCUGGCUCUGCUUAGAAAGAGCCGAUAUGACACUUCCACAAGAUCUUAAGCAACUGCUCAUGUAAGGCGUGCUGGGCUGUUACUUACACCCCCAUAAACAGGAUGAUUUACACUUCCGGUGAGGAGUAAUUCCAGACAGAUUACUCCUCACUGUAGCAUGAAAGCCAAAGACUGGAAAGAUCUGGCCUUGUCACGUCACCGCUAUAAACAGGAAAUGUAUACAAACCGUGGUACACAUGGACGAGUGCCUUGUUAGAGUAGCUGCGGUUCAUCUGUUGGCUUGAAUACAUCUUGAGAUUUCAAGGUGAACUGGUUCUUUUUGGCAUCAAGUGGACUCAGGAUUUCCUGCACUCAAGAGAUUGUUAAUUGACCACAUUGAGGGCAUAAUUGAGGCAAAAUUGCAUCUGAUUACUGCUGGGUAUAUAGAUAGAAUGACGACUGGAGAAGACGAGUGGAUGGUGGAAAUCUUCGAAAACAAAAACAAAAACAAAACAGCAUUAACAAAAAAAGCCACAGACAGGGACCAACCAAAACAGUAGUUCCAAUGCUUAAUCUUCUGCACGAUUAAAGUCCUGGAAUCAUGGUCUACUUUGAGAAAACAUAGGCAGAGUCUAAUAUGAAAAUUUGUGAUUGUUAUUGUUUAUAAAUACCAGAGUCUGCAACACUUUACUGGAACCUUACCACAUAACGCUGCCAUAACUAUAAAAAUGACAUGGCAGAGUCAUGACAGCUUUUGUUUAGUAAUAUAACAGUGCCACGUAUAAUUAUUGGUAAUGGUAACAUGACACUAUUAUAUUACUGGACAUAAUCUGUCAUGACAACUCAUAGCAACAUAUGACACAUUUAUGGCAUGUUUAUGUCAGUGUUGUUAGCAGGUUCAAGUAAAGCGUUACCAGAUAGUUUUCCCCUGUUUUGCCUUAUCAUCAACCAUCUGAUGAAUAUGAAUAUGUUAUUUACAAGGAGCCCUAGGUAUUUUCUGUAGAUCAGCUGUAUAGUAGAGUUGGAAGUCCUUGAUUUUGGCUUUAAUGGUCCUUAACAUUUAGACGGUCAAAGAAGUCAAAUGUACAUAGUAGCCUGAGUUUAACCUGCUGAACACCACUGUACUAUCUCUAUAAUAAUGGCUGAAUAUCUGGUAGGGAUGGUUUCUAGGAUAUAGAUUAAACCUAGUCUUAGAUUAAACUGUAAUGCCAGAGGUGUUCUACUAUUAAAAAUCCCAUUUGGUCUAAGUUUAGGCUUAACCUAGGUCUUGGAAACAAACCCUGUAGUGUUUAAGUAGCAUUACUGGUUUAAUUCUUUCUACAGUUGUUUAAAUUUGUUAUUUUCAUGCGUCACUUUAAGACCCAUAACACUUUUUUCAGUGGGAUUUGAAAGUUUGUGAUUAGCACUGAAUAUUUAGCUUUUUUAUUAAAUAUAACAUUCUAAUCUUUUGAAUGAAAGAAUCUAUCAGCUGCUCAGUGUUUGUCUGUUGGCUUUCUUGUAGGCUUAAUUCCGACUGUAUCCCUGAUGUAUGGUUCCUUGAUUAUUGCUAUUGCUAUGUAUAAUUCUAGGCCUAUGUGAGUAAAGAAAAAAUAAUAAAAGCAUGCAAAACCUAUAGGUUUGCAAUAUUGCCAUACUCUGACCAAACUGUUUGAAUUCUAAUAAAAAUUGUUCACACACA